UCGGCUCCCCGGGGGCAUGCAGGCAGCGCUGGGCACUGGUGUGUGGCUUCCAGGAGGUACACCUUUGCUCCUCCUACACGAUCCCAUUGCUUUUCCAAAGGGCGCCCGCGCCCGUCGGAAAAACCCGAAGAGGCGGAACCUCCCGCUGAGGACGCACUUCCCUUUCCAGGCAGGAAGGGAGGGGGCGGCCGGAGCGGUGAGACCUACAGGACGCGCAUGCGCUCUUCACAGGCGGCCCCUGGAGGGGAAUCGAGUUGCGGGACUCACCGCCCCGCCGGGAGUGCGCCUGCGCGGUCGCUGGGUCCCUCCACCUCUGCUUCCCCUCCCACUGUCCCCCCGCCGGGGCUCCGGGUCAGGCGGGACCAUGUUCACCAGCACCGGCUCCAGUGGGCUUUACAAGGCACCUCUGUCUAAAAGUCUUCUGCUGGUCCCCAGUGCCCUGUCCCUUUUGCUGGCGCUGGUCCUGCCACACUGUCAGAGGUUCUUCGCGUAUGACCUCCAGUCAGUCAAGGACGACUUCCAGAUAUGGAGGCUACUAUGUGGAAGAAUAAUUUGCCUUGAUUUGAAAGAUACUUUCUGCAGUAGUCUGCUUAUUUAUAAUUUUAGGAUAUUUGAAAGAAGAUAUGGAAGCAGAAAAUUUGCAUCCUUUUUGCUGGGUUCCUGGGUUUUGUCAGCCUUGGUUGACUUCAUCCUCGUUGAAACUGUCUGGUAUUCCUUUGGUAUCACCGCAUCCAGGAAUUUGCCUUCUGGAUUCUUGGCACCUGUGUUUGCUCUGUUUGUACCAUUUUACUGCUCCAUACCAAGAGUCCAAGUGGCACAAAUUCUGGGCCCGUUGUCCAUCACAAACAAGACAUUGAUUUAUAUAUUGGGACUACAGCUUUUCACCUCUGGUUCCUACAUCUGGAUUGUAGCCAUAAGUGGACUUAUUUCUGGUGUCUGCUACCACAGCAAAAUGUUACAAAUUCAUCAGGUGCUCUGCAUCCCCAGCUGGAUGGCCAAGUUCUUUUCUUGGACGCUUGAGCCCAUCUUCUCAUCUUCAGAACCUACCACCGAAGCCAGAAUCGGGAUGGGGGCCACAGUGGACAUCCAGCGACAGCAAAGAAUGGAACUGCUUGAUCGGCAGCUGAUGCUUUCUCAGUUUGCACAAGCAAGACGACAAAGACAGCAACAGGGAGGAAUGAUCAAUUGGAAUCGUCUUUUCCCUCCUUUACGUCAGAGACAAAAUAUAAACUAUCAGGAUGGCCGACGGUCUGAACAGCAAGCAUCCCCUGCUCUGGAGGUUUCUGAGGAACAGGUUGCCCGGCUCAUGGAGAUGGGAUUUUCCCGAGGUGACGCUUUGGAAGCCCUGAGAGCUUCAAAUAAUGACCUAAAUGUGGCCACCAACUUCCUGUUACAGCACUGACGCCCCGGCAGACAACAGUGGAGUGGCCAACCUGCGGACCACAGCGGGCGGGCGCUGUCCCCACUCCCACGUCAGCCCGAGGGCCCAGCAUUCUCGUGCAAUGUUCUCAGUGUCCUCGUGGGCACAGGGUGGCCCCACUGCCUCUCCCUUAAUUCCACGAUCGUUACUGCUGAGUAUUGAAAAUGAGUUUCAAUACUCUCAAAUAAGUUUGCCAUUAAAUUAGCAUGUGUUUUCUA
This is a messenger RNA of Rhinolophus ferrumequinum (greater horseshoe bat), 1638 nucleotides long. RefSeq names its product UBA domain containing 2 (gene UBAC2). The transcript has 9 exons. NCBI's taxonomy places the organism in Eukaryota, Metazoa, Chordata, Mammalia, Chiroptera, Rhinolophidae. Gene Ontology annotation, molecular function: protein binding; serine-type endopeptidase activity. The record is from RefSeq and is a predicted model, not a curated record. The coding region runs from base 17 to 1402 and encodes 461 amino acids.